This is a messenger RNA of Callithrix jacchus (white-tufted-ear marmoset), 4291 nucleotides long. RefSeq names its product BAR/IMD domain containing adaptor protein 2 like 1 (gene BAIAP2L1). Gene Ontology annotation, biological process: plasma membrane organization; actin filament bundle assembly; positive regulation of actin filament polymerization. Gene Ontology annotation, molecular function: protein binding. NCBI's taxonomy places the organism in Eukaryota, Metazoa, Chordata, Mammalia, Primates, Cebidae. Gene Ontology annotation, cellular component: nucleoplasm; cytosol. The record is from RefSeq and is a predicted model, not a curated record.
GGCUCUGGGCGUUCUCCAGGGAAACACCCUCCCCUUUAGACCCUUCCUCUCCCAGUUUUUAAUUGAACGUGGCUUUUAUAUUUGGGUUAUUUGGCGAGGUUCUUGGGAGUCAAAGAACUCCCGAGGUCUUAAUGAAAUUGACCUAAUCUUAAGGAAUGCGUCGAUGACCGGGCUCUUAACUUGAAUGUGUUAGGAAAGAUUUUUUUCCAGAAACAGACAUACACUUAGGAUUAGUGGCCAGUUGAGUUAGUUUAAGUACUUAACAAAUGAAUUCCAGUUGAAAUAAGAUACGUGUUUAAUCAUCUGCUAUUAAUAGAACACAAAACAACUUUUGUUUUAAUUCAGCCUAGGCGCCUCGAACCCCUGAAACUUUAAAGUUCACAUAUAGCAUGUUUAAGGUUAUAAAUGGUUGGUUGGUUGAUGUGUUUUAUCUUUUUUUCUGUCCCUGGUGCUUGAAUCAGGAAGUUUGGUCAUUUUGAUAGACUAAUUUUAAACUCUAAAAUUUAGUUUCUGGGUUUUCAAGGUCUGAAUUCCUAAAAUCAGAGGAGUCUGUCAACUUUUGUUGAAAGAAAGUAAGAGAAGAACAUGAUCAUUUUCAUUAUGUAUUGAAAUCCAAGAGAUUAUCUGUUUAGUUUAUCUUAACACACUAAGUGUAUACUGUCACAUAUGAAUUAUGCCUCACAGAUCGGGAGAGUAGAUACAGUUGACAGAGCCUUUUUGAUGCUCAGCCACUGUGACCAAAACCUUUUCCUAUUGGUGUGUUUCUUUCGUAGAGGGCGAUCUUUAGAAAUUUGGGAAAUUCAAAUGUUAAAGUCCUACGUUUGUAUUGAGAUUGCCACUAUUUAAAUGACCCGGAAGACGGUGCUGCAUGAGGUGUGGGGUGCUGACCGUGUGUAAAUAAAACGUUCUUUCGGCUAGACUCUGACCUGGAAAAAUGUUAUGGAACAGUUCAAUCCUGGGCUUCGAAAUUUGAUAAACCUAGGGAAAAAUUAUGAGAAAGCCGUAAAUGCUAUGAUCGUGGCAGGAAAAGCCUACUAUGACGGAGUGGCCAAGAUUGGUGAGAUUGCCACCGGGUCCCCCGUGUCGACUGAACUGGGCCAUGUCCUCAUAGAGAUUUCAAGCACCCACAAGAAACUCAACGAGAGUCUUGAUGAAAAUUUUAAAAAAUUCCACAAAGAGAUUAUCCAUGAGCUGGAGAAGAAGAUAGAACUUGACGUGAAAUAUAUGAAUGCAACUCUAAAAAGAUACCAAACAGAACACAAGAAUAAAUUAGAGUCUUUGGAAAAAUCCCAAGCUGAGUUGAAGAAGAUCAGAAGGAAAAGCCAAGGAGGACGAAACGCACUCAAAUAUGAACACAAAGAAAUCGAGUACGUGGAGACCGUUACCUCUCGUCAGAGUGAAAUCCAGAAAUUUAUUGCAGAUGGUUGCAAAGAAGCUCUGCUUGAAGAGAAGAGGCGCUUCUGCUUUCUGGUUGACAAGCACUGCAGCUUUUCAAACCACAUACAUUAUUAUCACUUACAGUCUGCAGAACUACUGAAUUCCAAGCUGCCUCGGUGGCAGGAGACCUGCGUUGAUGCCAUCAAAGUGCCAGAGAAAAUCAUGAAUAUGAUCGAAGAAAUAAAGACCCCAGCCUCUACCCCCGUGUCCGGGACACCUCAGCCUUCGCCCAUGGUCGAGAGGAGCAGUGUGGUUAGGAAAGAUUACGACACCCUUUCUAAAUGCUCACCAAAGAUGCCCCCCGCUCCUUCAGGCCGGGCGUAUACCAGUCCUUUGAUCGAUAUGUUUAAUAACCCAGCAACGGCCGCACCAAAAUCAGAAAGGAUAAAUAAUUCAACAGAUACUUCCGAAGAUCCCAGUUUACAACGAUCAGUUUCAGUUGCAACUGGACUGAACAUGAUGAAAAAGCAGAAAGUGAAGACCAUCUUCCCGCACACUGCAGGCGCCAACAAGACCUUACUCAGCUUUGCACAGGAAGACGUCAUCACACUGCUCAUCCCCGAGGAGAAGGAUGGCUGGCUGUACGGAGAACAUGAUACAUCCAAGGCGAGGGGCUGGUUCCCGUCGUCAUACACGAAGUUGCUAGAAGAAAAUGAGACGGAAGCAAUGACUCUGCCCAUGCCAAGCCCCGCGCCAGUGAGAAGCGUCAGCACCUUGAACUUGUCUGAGAGCAGCAGUGUUGUCAUCCCCCCACCCGACUACCUGGAAUGCUUGUCCAUGGGGGCAGCUGCUGACAGGAGGGCAGACUCGGCCAGAACUACAUCCACCUUCAAGUCGCCGGCGUCCAAGCCAGAGACCAUGGCUCCUAACGAUGCCAAUGGGACUGCGAAGCCACCUUUUCUCAGCGGAGAAAACCCCUUUGCCACUGUGAAGCUCCGCCCGACCGUGACAAAUGAUCGCUCAGCACCUGUCAUUCGAUGAGAAGACAGCCAAGGACUCUCCUGGGCCUCUCCUGUUCUCCCUUUCAGAAUGAUGGGCGUGUCCUGUCUGCCACGUGCUGUCAGGAAGCUUCAGCGGAGGGGCCUGACUCCAAUGUCGCCUGCCUGAGCAGAUCAUGCUUCUGUUUCACAUAGUUGGGUUGACACGUUUCUGCCUUUAAGAUAACUAAUAGUCUAAUCACCAACUCAAUCAUUUAAAAUAUUUUCUUCUUAUUCUGUUCAAGAAGCAGUGAACAUGGUUUCAGUCUUUAUUGUAUUUUUUUAAAUGAAUUUUUUUCCUUAAUAAAGCCAGAAUAAGGGAUAGUCUAUGCUUUCAUGCCUGGCUUUCUGCACGUGACGCAAAUGAGACCAAUUUUAUUUUAUAAAGUAUGUGCUCUUAGUAGCAUUGUGUCUACCUAAAGAAAAUACCACACAGGUUUGCAUCUUAGCAUGCAAAUCAUAAUCUUAAGCAAUAUAAAUUAUGAAAAUACUAUAUACAUGUAAUUUUUUAACUAAAAAGUUUUAAACUUUAACGAAAUGUGGAGCUUCUGGAGAUGGAGAAACCCCGCUCCCUCCGACUCCGACAGAGCUGCAGAGUGCUAAGAGAUUUUGCUGCCCUUACCACAGCCACCUGUCGCACUUGAGGAAAUCCCCUCCCAGAGCUCCUUUUCUCGGUAGUUCAGUCAUCGGCUGGAUUCGCCACACAGCCCAUCCAGGACACGGGCUGGGCGUUGGACUCACAGCUCCUGUGUUCUCACUCAGCUAGUUGGCCAAAGCUGCAUCCAUUACCAAAUACACUCAAACUUCCCGGGGUCCCGGUUUCUCCAUGUUUCAGUCAGGUUGGACUCUCAAAGGAUGUGCAUAAAGCCCACGUGACCUCUGGUGCCUGGAGAAGGCGGGUUUUCAGCCCAGCAGCCAUGACGCACUCAGAACCCGGCCCUGCAGCGUGGAUGUGAGGACUCAGCGGUGGCUGCCCUGGACCCCGGGCUGGAAUUCACCUCUGGCUGCCAAGGAUCUGGACCUAUUUUGCAGUGGAGCAUCAUGGUUAAAUUCCCAGCCCGGCCCAAGUAUGGGAAUCUCGGCACCUUGUGAGGCUAAGGCAGGAGAAUCACCUGAGGUCAGGAGUCUCUCCUAAAAAUAGAAAAAUUAUCGGGGCAUGGUGGCAGGCACCUUUGAUCCCAGCUACUCGGGAGGCUGAGGCAGGAGAAUCGCUUGAACCCAGGAGGCAGAGGUUACAGUGAGCUGAGAUCACGCCACUGCACUUCAGCCUGGGUGACAGAUUACCAGCCUGGCUGUUCACCGUGUGUGCUGGGGGCACUGGGGCUUAUCACCUCUCCUCUGGCCUUGCCAUAGUGUACUGUUUUCUUAUGAGGGGAAAAUUGGGAAAGGUCACAUGUGGGUAAGCCAGUGGACAUGGGUGAUGCUUCAGGCUCCUUCCAGCCAGGUAGAGCAGUGUCACCAUCUGCCUCUCUUCGGAGGACAAACCAGGCACUCCCCAUGGAGGGCUACACGCACCAUGAACUGUGUUACCCGCCAGGUCUGUUCUACAGAAGGAGCUGUGGCCACAAAAGAAUUCAGUCCGCAAGGCCUCUGUGGCCAUGUUCCCCACUUCAGACGUCAGAGCAGGGCUCAGGGAGCCCCAUUUGCAGCCGUGGGGAACUGUAGGGUGUGGGUAGCCUACCUUUGUGCCCUGCCUUGGGGAUGGUUCUGGUUCUGUUACGGGGCAGGAGAAGGGCCUGGGCGGCCUCGGAUGCAGCCCCAGGUUCCACCUCCCAGACCAAAACCGGAGGAAUGGCCUUGUCCUUGGCACGGAGGUGCCUGCUCUGUAAAUGUCAAGGGAUUGUGUUUAAUUUUAAUAAUAAAGAACUUGAAAACAA